AUGCUUCUUCUGUUCACUUGUGGGCUAUCUCACCUGAAUACUGCUGCUACAUAUAUCAAUGUGGCUAUGAUGGAAGGAGACGAGUCAGAUGAGACACGAGAUGAGCCGGACUAUGAUGGUGAUGGUGAUGAUUAUCGUGAAAAAGACGAUAAGAGAGAGUCACGAGAUGAUGAGUCAGGAAAGUCACGGGAUGAUGAGUUAGGAGAGUCACGGGAUGAUGAGUCACGAGAGGACUUUGAUGAUAUUCGGGAGGAGGGCCAGACAAAAGGAAACACCAAACGCAAUGAAGUUUGGUGGGAUUACGAAUGUGCCGGGGUGCCAAAAGUAUUAGACCGAUACUUAAGCACAUUACCUUAUGAAAAGACGGCAUACGAGGUCUAUGACAGAUUUGUAAGAAAGCUCAAAGACAAGGGCUUCACAGGAGAAACGAGAAUCAGAAUAGUGGUGGGUUAUUCAGGUACCCCGGUGAAGCCGUAUUUGAAGAACAACAACCAGUGUUUUGAUUAUUAUCAUGCAACGGAUGAAAAGAGACUAGAACAAAAAGAAGAAAGAUAUCACGAUGAUAACAUCAUGAUUGUCACCGGAGAUGGCGACUUUGGAGAUAUUUUGAGAGAUUUGAGGAAUGAGGGGAUUACUACGAUGGUUGCAUAUCGCAGAGAUCCGAACGUUACAAGCCAACAUGAUGUUACCAAAUGUGUGGAGUAUUCAUGGGAGUGGUUAGAGUUUCUUGAGUUGGCAUAUUGUACUAAAUUUGUUCAGGCAUGA
Arabis nemorensis is the source of this 765-nucleotide messenger RNA. Lineage: Eukaryota; Viridiplantae; Streptophyta; Magnoliopsida; Brassicales; Brassicaceae. The record is from the annotation of a GenBank genome assembly.